CAUGUAACAAUUAUUUGAAAAACAUAUAAUUCUCGGAAUAAAAAAACGUUCAAUAAAAUGACAUCACUUUUGUUUUGUUUUGUUUUGUUUUGUUUUAAAGGGAAAGGGGCGGUGCCGCAAUGUGUAUUGGUGGAGAGCGGCAUAUUGUAGGCAAAGAAGAUAAUUUCUAUUUCAAGCCACUCAUUCAUUUCAACUGCUAACACUCCAAAACCCAGGGGAAGAAGAAGCAGAAGAAGUAGGAAAUGCCCACCUUGAAUUUAUACACCAACGUACCUGUGGACGCCGUCACCACCUCUGACAUCCUUAAGGACGCCACCAAAGCUGUUGCCAAAAUCAUUGGCAAACCUGAAUCUUACGUGAUGAUUUUGGUUAAUGGCGGAGUUCCCAUGGCAUUUGCUGGGACGGAAGCCCCUGCUGCUUAUGGAGAAUUGAUUUCUAUUGGGGGCCUUGGACCUUCUGUUAAUGCCAAAUUGAGUUCAACUGUAGCUGAUAUUCUUCAAACCAAGCUCUCAAUUGAUAGCUCCCGCUUCUACAUCAAAUUCUAUGAUGUUCAGCGGUCAUUCUUUGGAUUCAAUGGUUCGACUUUUUGAUGAAUGGCUGAAAAAGCAUCCGGGGUCCAAGUCAGAAUCAUAUAUGUGCUGGAAUGAUUUGUUUUUAUCAGUUGAAGACUUCUCUCUCUCUCUCUCCAUCUCUCUCUCUCUCAAGACUUUCCUCCCUUAAGAAAUUGUUCAACUUUCUGAGUAACUCAUCAAAUGUAGAAUUGCCACUAUGGAAAGCGUUGCAAGUUGAAUCAGGUGCGUUCUAGAUAGUAAUAUUUCUUUUAUCUGUAAUGUUGCCUGAUUGACAUUUCCAUGUUCAUGUUAUGAUGAUUAGUUAAAAAUCAUGGAAGUGAACCUCAAGUAUAAGUAAUUCUUAUGAUUAUAACACCAAAUUCCAAACACAUUUCAUCAUAUUUUUUAUUGUAAUAGAAAUAUAUGUGUAGGUGUGAUUGUUGGAUACAAGUAUGUAUCUGACAUGGGUAUGGUAAGUUUUUUAUUGAAUAUAUUUAACAAAAUAGAUCUGUUGUACAAA
Messenger RNA from Gossypium arboreum, 1071 nucleotides. RefSeq lists its product as uncharacterized. Gene Ontology annotation, molecular function: phenylpyruvate tautomerase activity. The transcript is spliced from 3 exons. NCBI's taxonomy places the organism in Eukaryota, Viridiplantae, Streptophyta, Magnoliopsida, Malvales, Malvaceae. The coding region runs from base 243 to 590 and encodes 115 amino acids. The record is from RefSeq and is a predicted model, not a curated record.